Messenger RNA from Engraulis encrasicolus (European anchovy), 6745 nucleotides. RefSeq names its product G protein-coupled receptor kinase 6 (gene grk6). Lineage: Eukaryota; Metazoa; Chordata; Actinopteri; Clupeiformes; Engraulidae. The transcript is spliced from 16 exons. The record is from RefSeq and is a predicted model, not a curated record. Gene Ontology annotation, molecular function: ATP binding; G protein-coupled receptor kinase activity. The coding region runs from base 391 to 2112 and encodes 573 amino acids. Gene Ontology annotation, biological process: regulation of signal transduction; protein phosphorylation; signal transduction. Gene Ontology annotation, cellular component: cytoplasm.
GUUGACAUGGCACCCGACCGUUCCCCGUCAAAUCUAUCAAUUUCACAGCUUCAUCUGGUUUGGCGAACACGAACUAGAUUGACAGGCGCGCCGGGAAGGUUUACUUGCCGCUUGCCAGAGAGUUUACUUUUUAAGGUGGGUUGCUCGGUCAGCUAGGAUUGGCUAAUGUGGAGCGUUAAAGGGUGGAGCAUUUUAAAGUGCAGCGACGUUUUAAACCUCAAGAUUUGGGGGCGGAGAGAAAACAGGGAACUCGGCUAACAACCACGGAGAGUGUCAUUCAAGGGUUAGCUCUAGCCUAUAUUCCGUCGUGGGGGGGAGAGGGGCAGGACACGCUCACUGCCAGCCCGGCGACGAGGUUGGGCCUGUGGUGCUUGCGACCCCCAGGAAACCAUGGAACUCGAGAAUAUCGUAGCCAACACUGUCCUCCUGAAGGCAAGGGAAGGAGGUGGCGGGAACAGAAAGGGCAAGAGCAAGAAGUGGAAACAGAUGCUUCAGUUCCCCCACAUCAGCCUGUGUGAAGAGCUACGCCAGACUACAGAGAAAGACUACCACAGUUUGUGUGAGAAGCAGCCCAUUGGUCAACUGUUGUUCCGCCAGUUCUGCGACACGCGGCCAGAGCUGAGGAGAUGUGUCAAGUUCCUGGACGCUGUGUCGGACUAUGAGGUGAGUCCCGAUGAGAAGAGGAAGGAGACUGGACUGGAGAUCCUCGACAAGUACCUCAACUCAACGUCUGAAGACCAUGUUCCGGAGGUGGUUGAGGAGCUGGUCCAGAAAUGUGCAGAGCGGCUACAACAGGAUGCCUGCAAGGAGCUCUUCCAGGAGAGCACCAAACUCAUCCACGACUACCUUAGUGUGGCACCUUUCGCAGACUACCUCGACAGCAUGUUCUUCAACCGCUUCCUACAGUGGAAAUGGCUAGAAAGACAACCCAUCACCAAAAACACAUUCCGACAGUACAGGGUAUUAGGAAAAGGAGGCUUUGGAGAGGUGUGUGCGUGUCAGGUGCGUGCCACGGGGAAGAUGUACGCGUGUAAGAAGCUGGAGAAGAAGCGGAUCAAGAAGAGGAAAGGGGAGUCCAUGGCCCUCAACGAGAAGCAGAUACUGGAGAAGGUCAACAGCAGAUUUGUGGUGAGUUUGGCGUAUGCGUACGAGACGAAGGAUGCGCUGUGUCUGGUGCUGACGCUGAUGAACGGCGGGGACCUGAAGUUCCACAUCUACCACAUGGGGGAGGCCGGCUUCACCGAGAGCAGAGCCCUCUUCUACGCCGCCGAGCUCUCCUGCGGCCUGCAGGACCUGCACCGAGAGAGGAUCGUAUACAGGGACCUGAAGCCAGAGAACAUUUUACUGGAUGACCAUGGCCACAUCCGGAUAUCAGACCUGGGGUUGGCUGUGCACAUCCCCGAGGGACAGACCAUCAAGGGCAGAGUAGGCACCGUAGGCUACAUGGCUCCGGAGGUGGUUAAGAAUGAGAGGUACACGUUCAGCCCAGACUGGUGGGCUCUGGGCUGCCUGCUGUACGAGAUGAUCGAGGGCCAGUCGCCGUUCCAGCAGCGAAAGAAGAAGAUCAAGCGAGAGGAGGUGGAGCGGCUGGUGCGGGAGGUGGAGGAGGAGUACUCUGCCAAGUUCUCAGAGGACGCCAAGUCACUCUGCAAGAUGUUGCUGGCCAAAGACCCCAGCGAGCGUCUGGGCUCCGGGGGAGCCUCGGAGGUCAAAGGUCAUGUGAUAUUCCGCUCCAUCAACUUCAAGCGGCUGGAGGCCGGCAUGCUGGAGGCACCCUUCAAACCCGAUCCCCAGGCCAUCUACUGUAAGGACGUGUUGGACAUUGAGCAGUUCUCCACAGUGAAGGGAGUGGAGCUGGAGCCCAAAGACGAAUCCUUCUACAGCAAGGUGUCCACAGGCAGUGUCUCCAUCCCCUGGCAGUACGAGAUGAUUGAGUCAGAUUGUUUUAAGGAGCUCAACAUCCUGAACCCGGAUGGCACUUUGCCCCCAGAUCUGGACUGGAGGGGUCAGCCCUCCCCCCCGCCCAAACAAGGCCUGCUGCAGAGACUGUUUGGCAGACAGGACUGCUGCGGUAACUGCAGUGACAGUGACGAGGAGCCUACGAGGCUGUGAGAGGUGCCGACUCCAUCACUCCUCCUGCAGCGACCCUUCGACAAGCCCCUCUGGAAACAUGCCCCCGCCCUCCUCAGCAGUGCCACUCCCAAAGCCUGCCCCAACCACACCCUAAAAACCUGCCCCAACCUUCCCCACCCUUAAGACCUGCCAACGGUACCCUACCCUGAGCCCUCAUCCUACGGUGCCCACCGACCUCCUAAACUGGGGCGUCCCACUAGAGAGGAUUCCAUUUGUUUACAAUAUUUGCACAUUUGUAUUUUUCAGAAAGAAAAACUAAACCUAAAAAAUCAACAAGAAAACAAAACAAAACAAAACACGAAAUAUUGGAAUGUAUAUUUUCACUCUGGCCAAGCUGUCCCUGUUGUGUACGAAUGGUACGGCCUACGUUUCGGCAACGACUAACCAAUCAAUGGGAGAUGGAAGAUCCCAUGUGUUGUGCAGUGGGGAGGACUGCUGUCAGAGCGUACUGUACCUGGAGCACAGUGCUACCGGGAGUGGACAGGCGUACUCUUAGCAGGUACGAUAAAUACAACAUGGCUUCACCUGAUGGCAGACCAGACUCCGCCCCAGUUGCCAUCCUACAAUGACUGGCGUCCCCCUGGCGACGCCCCCCACCGGCACCCCGUCCACCGUUCUGACCCCAUCCUCAUGGUGGAACAAAAGAAUUGCAAAAUCUUUGCUUAUAACUGCUGAUGAAAUCCACCAAUACCUUGUUAUUAUUGCAAUAAUGUGAUAAUAGCGUGGAAAUAGCAUUUUCCUAGCGCUACUUGGACGAUUUUCUCCAAGCCAUUGUUGGGUGGAAUUUCAAGAUAGUGCAGCCCCCUUUCAGGUGCUGCCCCGGGCAAUUCUCCGGUUGGUCCCCCCCUAGGACUGCCACUGCUCCACCCAAUCAAGUGUGGCUGCACCUCUGGGGUCAACAACGCCCAGACAGGUGUAUUCUAACCUGAGGCAGGGUCUUGCAUUCACGUCCCGCCCCCUUCACCUCCUCAACUCCACCAACCUGCUCCCUCUGCACCGACCAUACCCGAUCUGGUUGUUGUCGCACUUGGGCGCCAUCCAUGGCGAGGUCAUAGCCUGCACCAGACACCAGGGCUACAUCUGAAUGGCCUGCAUCUGCAGCAAGAGCAGCGUUUUCGGGGGCCUGUGUCUGCACCAGAGCUGCAUCUGAUGAACGAGGGGCCUGCAUCUGCAGCAGAGCUGCAUCCUUUCUGCAUCCAUCCUGUCUCCAUCCAGGGUCUGGUUUUGGAUGCGAGCUCUUGCAGCGCUUCAGGGCCAGUGGUGUUUGGAUCUCCAAUACAGUUGAAGCAGGAGUUGACCUGUGGAUGCCUGAGCAGAGCCUGGAUGACAGCUGUGUUUGAGGGGCCAGUGUGUGUAUGAGUGUGUGCGUGUGUACAGUUGAGGGCCCAGUGUGUGUGUGUGUUUUGAUGGGGGGCAGUGAGUGUGUGUUUGGAGGGGGCCGAUGCGUGUCUGGGUUUAAGGGGGGGGCAGUGUGCGUCUCUGUAUUAGGGACCUGUGUUUGCCAUUGGGGCUUGGUGGGAGCUUGCAUUGUGUUUCUGCAUCGUAAGGGGACCUGUGUGUGAGUUUUCAAGGAGUCGAGAGUUGUACCCUGUUAACUACUGAAACAUAUUGCACAUUCUGUUCCAAUGGGAUGGGGGUAGGGGCUGGUCAACAGACGUGUGUCUGCUUGGAAAUAUUUUUUAUAUUUAUAUUUGUUCUUUUUAUAAAUAAAUGUAUAUUACACAAACACAUACACACAUAAAUGAUUAUGUAAUUCCAGACAAUCAAGACAAUACCAUGCGUGUGUAGUCAUGACAUAGAAGGUGCAUGAUGAAAAUGAAAUAAGACAUUUCAGAGACAGUGUUGCUUAUGUAUAUAGAAUUAACUGUAGAGAGUUCAUCCUAGCAUUUCCACGUACCAGAGGCUCACAAAUGUGGUUUUGUGCUCAUAGUAAAUGUGUCAGCGCGUGCGCGUGUGACUGUGUGUGUGCGUGCGUGCAUGUCGUGUGCAUGUGUGUGUGUGUGUGUGUGUGUGUGUCUGUGUCUGUGUGUCUGUGUGUCUGUGUGCGUGGCUGUAUACGUACCUGUGGGUGUGGGUUUUGUUUUUGUGUGUGUGUGUGUGUGUGUGUGUGUGUGUUUGUGUGUGUAUGUUUAUAGGGCUAUGUCCAAGAUCCUUUAGUCAAACCAAAUAGACUUGGUGUAAGUACAUACAGUAUAGGAGUGACAGGGUGCGCAGCCACUUGGACCACUCCACAGAUCAUGCUUGAGUUCUCUCUCUCUCUCUCUCUCUCUCUCUCUCUCUCUCUCUCUCUCUCUCUCUCUCUCUCUCUCUCUCUCUCUCUCUCUCUCUCCCUGGCCCACAUCCUCAUCUUCAUCCACCUCCUUUUCGUUUCUCUCUCCUGUUUCCCUGUCUCUUCUCAUCCAUCCAUCACCACCAUACACACUCUCUCUCACACACACACACACACAGGCACCUGGAUGAUGUAAAUACAGAGACUUUUCCGGCCAGUGUCAAACCCCCCACGCCCCUUGUAUGUUUUCUUCCUAUUUGCCUCAUUUGCCAAAAAGAACCUUUAAUGGAGUUCUCAUCAGGAACUAGUAGAUGCAUGUUUGACCAAACCACUUCUGUUUGUCCUUCAUUUCCUUGUUUUCACAUUUUGUCUUUCUAUGUUUUCCUGUGUGGGCUGUUUUUCAUUGUGUCUGAUGAAUAGAGGUGUACAGUAUGCACAGUAUGCGUGCCUGCGUGUGCCUGUCAUGCGUGAAGGUGCCUUUUAAUGUUACAAGGUACUUCGAUGAUUUUGUCCAAUUUGGAUUUGGGUGAUUUUUUUUUUUUCAUUUGUGGUGUGGACAUUCAUCCUGCCAGACACGGUGUUGUUGCAUGACCCAAGUCAGCCAGGUCCCUUUAGACCAGAUGAGUCAGUUUUACAUCUUGAUGGGAGUCCAUUGCACAUACUGUGCCAGGGCUGGACACAUGGACACGUGCUGGUGAAAUUAGAGUUUGGCUGGUAGAAAUGACAAAGCCACUUUGGCCCGUUACAUUAGGGAGUGCGUGUUUGGCUAGUGAGAUUAACGUCUAUUAGCCUUUUUGGCUAGUGAUGAAAAAAAGUGCAUUUUAGAGCUAUGUAUGCAUACCUCCAUGGAGCAGAUGGAAGCCUACCUGAAGGCAGAGGUGGCCAAAGUAAAAGUAGAAGUAAAUUUAUGGUGUUAAGUCCAACACAAGCACAUGAUACUACAUAGUGGUCACACCAGUUAUUCCAUUGUACCUAAUGAGGUGCCUAGGAAAAAAAACCCAGAAAAACCUGAGUGAUAAACCUGGCUACGGUAAGUUAACCUAUGUGAAGUGGUAAACAUGCUAAUAGGUAGCCCACAGGUGUCAUUUGGUUAAGGAAAUAAGGACUCCUGGCUCUUCUAUUAGAUGAUUUACCUCUACGUCUAAGGUUAAUUUAACCUGGAUUACUACUAUUACAGUAGGUUCUUGGCAUCCUCCCUGGGUCUUGGGUCAUCAUGAACACAUGUCCCAGCAGCACAGCAUCUCCAUAGUCCUCCCGUGCCGUUUCUCAACCACUGAAGCUCAAACGCAUUCCAGUCUGUUGUACUAUUCAGUGUAAAAAAUACUUCUUUUUACUUUUUUUGUUUAUUUAGCAAUAAUGGAUGAUUUAUGUGUAUAAAGACAAAAAAACAGAACCACCACAAUAACUUGCGCAGGACUGAACUGAAUUGAACUUCCCUUUUUUGAGUUUGAUGAUGUAUGUGUUUCUGAGCCAAGCUUGAACACUGUGAGGCCAUGCAGGACACAGCCAUAUCUCUCUCCCUCUCUCUCUGGACACAUAUCUCCCACAACGACACAUUGUCAUCUACAGGAAGACUUUCAUUUCCUCCCCAAAAGACUUGUGCCUACUACGCACCGUACCGCACCACAUUCAAAUCACAGACUCCGAAAGGACAGCAAUCUGACAAACAGGACACACUUCUAACCAACAAGACUUGUGUAAUCUAGUAUUUCUAUGCCCCCACAGGACUUGUGCUUACUACAGGAAUAUGGUAUUAGAGACAUCCCUCUCAUAGGUACUUAAAUCUACCUACAGGACUUUGUAUGUAUGUACCACGUAUGUAUGGACUCUUUUCAUAGGACUUUUAUCUCGCGAUGGGAGUUUUGCGUGCUACAAGACUCAAGCAAACAUCCCCCUGGAUCCACAUCUACCUAAUCUACUGGAUUUGUAUCGACAUCUACAGUGUGAACCAAUAUUUUGCCUAUUUCAGGAUUCUUUUUUUUUAUCUAUCAUAGGAUUCAAAUCUCCAACAGGACUCUUGGGUACUGUAGUACUGGCUCUAUGUCUCUAAAAGGGCACUUUUGCACACCCCUGUUGUUGGACAGGUGUGUUGGAUAUUACCCCAUUGAGGUUGCCAUUCAAGUUUAAGAAAGGUCCCGCACACAGUCCAUUCCACCAGAAUCAAACAUUGUGUUCAAGUUUAUUGUUGGUGGAAUGGACAAUGUCUGGGAUCUUUCUUACACUUGACUGGCUGAAUAUCUGCCACAGGAUCAUGGUUCCGCCAUGCACUGAGCUUUUAGCAUGUGUAUUUACUGUCUGUGUGUGUGUGUGCGUGUGCGUGUGCGUGUGCGUGUGCGUGUGUGU